AUGGCUCCACAACUCCCAACCCGCAAGCUGGGCAAGAAUGGUCCCCAAGUCGUCGCCGAAGGUUUCGGUCUCAUGGGUCUCUCUGCCUUCUACGGCAAGCCCGAGGCUGACGAAGAGCGCUUCAAGGUCCUCGACCGUGCCCUGGAACUCGGACAGACGAACUGGGACUCUGCAGACAUGUACAUGGACUCGGAGGAUUUGCUGGGGAAGUGGUUCAAGCGGACCGGCAAGCGUGAUCAGAUCUUCCUCGCGACGAAAUUUGCCAACAAGAACGUCGGCGGCGCGUUCACCGUCGACAGUUCCCCGGAAUACGCAAAGCAGGCGUGUGCUACGAGUCUGAAGAGACUGGGCGUGGAGCAGAUUGAUUUGUAUUAUUGCCACCGCGUGCAGCAUGAGGUUCCGAUUGAGAAGACCGUACAGGCUAUGGUUGAGCUGAAGAACGAGGGGAAGAUCAAGUACCUUGGUCUUAGUGAGGUUUCAUCCGAAACCCUGCGCCGUGCCUGCAAAGUUCACCACAUCGAUGCGGUCCAGAUUGAGUACUCCCCAUUCGCCCUUGAUAUCGAGCACCCAUCUGUCCAGCUCCUCAAGACGUGUCGGGAACUCGGCGUCGCAAUCGUGGCUUACUCUCCCCUUGGACGUGGCUUCCUGACAGGCGCCUAUCGCUCACCCGCCGACUUCGAAGAAGGCGAUUUCCGCACCUUCGCGCCCCGUUUCUCCGCUGAGAACUUCCCCAAGAACCUGAAGCUCGUGGACGGGAUUUCCGCCAUUGCCAAAAAGAAGAACUGCACGCCCGGCCAGCUCACGCUCGCUUGGUUGCUAGCGCAGGGUGAUGAUAUUAUCCCUAUUCCCGGCACGAAGAAGAUCAAGUAUCUGGAGGAGAAUUUGGGUGCUUUGAAUGUGAAGUUGAGUGAGAGUGAAGAGAAGGAGUUUCGGGCUGAGGUGGAGAAGGCGGAGGUGCAUGGGACCAGGUAUCCGGAGAUGAUGAUGGCGGGGCUGUUCGCUGAUACGGUACCAUUGGAUGGUUAA
Molecule: messenger RNA, 1026 nt
Organism: Lachnellula hyalina
Lineage: Eukaryota; Fungi; Ascomycota; Leotiomycetes; Helotiales; Lachnaceae
Product: Aldo-keto reductase [NADP(+)]
Exons: 3
Coding region: 1-1026 (341 amino acids)
Cellular component (GO): cytoplasm
Source: RefSeq, a predicted model, not a curated record